AAUAUAGUUGAAAACACGAUUUGCGUAUAUCUAUCACGCUAGGCAUUAUGUUUAAGAAUUCUAAAGUUAAAUUUUGUGUUCGAGUUUCGUAUUUUAAGUAUAUUUGCAACAUGAGAAUACAUGGAUUUGCUCGUUAUCGAGAUUCAAGAAUGGCGAUUUUUUUCAUCAUUUUCAUGGCGACAGUAAUUUGUUCAUCAGCUCAGCCUGGCAGCAAGACGGGGUUCUGCCCGCUCAAGAGCACGGUGCAGAGCUGCAGCCCCACGUGCACCAGCGACUACCAGUGCCUCGGCGACACCAAGUGCUGCCCCAACGUGUGCGGCGUCAAGUCGUGCGCGGGCUCCGGCCCCGUUGCCGCCGGCGGCUCCAAGUACGGCGGCUCAGAGUCAGUGUACUGCGGAAAUGUGAAGUGCAGUGGUUCCGAGAAGUGUGGAUACGACAAAAGUUCCAAACGAGAGAAGUGUGUUCCUAAGUGAUGAGCUGAAGAUCCUGAUUUGAAAGUCUACAUUCAUAAUGCCUGCUGCAAAUGAAUACUUUUAAUUAAUUAAUUAAUUUAUUCAAUCAGUUAUACACACAAUGAUUUCCACUUCACUGAAUUUGUUGCAUUAAAUUUGGACUUUGUA
Messenger RNA from Bacillus rossius redtenbacheri, 620 nucleotides. Its product is annotated as waprin-Thr1-like. Bases 48 to 473 code for a protein of 141 amino acids. NCBI's taxonomy places the organism in Eukaryota, Metazoa, Arthropoda, Insecta, Phasmatodea, Bacillidae. Gene Ontology annotation, molecular function: peptidase inhibitor activity. The transcript is spliced from 5 exons. Gene Ontology annotation, cellular component: extracellular region. The record is from RefSeq and is a predicted model, not a curated record.